Messenger RNA from Acaulospora morrowiae, 149 nucleotides. The record is from the annotation of a GenBank genome assembly. Lineage: Eukaryota; Fungi; Glomeromycota; Glomeromycetes; Diversisporales; Acaulosporaceae.
GGAAGCCUAGUUGGGAAAAGGACCCCAGUAUGAUGAAACCGCUAGCUUACGACAAUGCUGAUGAUACCCCAACGAACCGUACUAUCGUCACGAACGAAUGGGAGUACCUGAGUCGGAAGCCAGCACAGCCUAACAAAGAAACAAGCAUC